Molecule: messenger RNA, 684 nt
Organism: Symbiodinium sp. CCMP2456
Lineage: Eukaryota; Dinophyceae; Suessiales; Symbiodiniaceae
Source: the annotation of a GenBank genome assembly
AUGGUCACCACGCUGCAGCGUCUACUGCUGUUUUCGUGGUGCCUGCUUGGCGCCGCUGCUUUGGGGAAACCGAGCUCAGGAUGGACCCGCAACGGUUACUCAUGGGGCAAAGGCCAUAGCAACUGGUCCCGCGAUCAGAGCUAUUGGCCCAAUAGCGGGCCAAAAGAGGUGCUUGUGAAGGUAGAGGUCGAGCGCGACAGCAGCAAGAAAAAGAAGAAGUCAAAGAAAAGGCGGCACUCCUCGCACGACAGCUCAUCUUCCGAACAUGAUUCUUCCAGCUCUUCCGAUGCCAAACGUAGCCACCAGAAAGAGACCAGGAAGAAGAAUCGCAAAGAUCGUCGCUCGCAAGGUUCAUCCCGUCUGGCUCCUUCUGAGAUGGAGGAGCUGCAAGAGUUUCGUCGCCAGGCGGAGAUCAAGAAGGUAGCAGAAGAGGUUAAGGCAACCUUGAAUGAGUCAGGGUCCCCGGAUGGCGGCAAAGUGCCAGGCAAGGGCAUAGGUGCCAUUCCUAAGCACCUCACGCCCAAGUCCAAGAAUGGUAUUGCUGCAGAAGCGAGGAUCUUUAAGCAAGAUGGUGUCCACAGCCUCAUCAGUGAUGUGUCGACGUGGGAUGAUGUGCACGGGCAGCUUACAGGCAAUCCUUUGCCUGACCUCAAAGCCCUGCACAAGCAACUUUGCGACGGUGAC